Molecule: messenger RNA, 3557 nt
Organism: Panicum virgatum (switchgrass)
Lineage: Eukaryota; Viridiplantae; Streptophyta; Magnoliopsida; Poales; Poaceae
Product: lariat debranching enzyme-like
Exons: 10
Coding region: 1961-3196 (411 amino acids)
Biological process (GO): mRNA splicing, via spliceosome
Cellular component (GO): nucleus
Molecular function (GO): RNA lariat debranching enzyme activity
Source: RefSeq, a predicted model, not a curated record
CACGGGUGGAUCUGCGGCCAUGGGUGGCGGCUGCGCGCGGACGGUGCUUGGUUGGCGGCGGCUCCCGUCUGCGGCGCGUGGCGGCUGGUGCGCGGGGCCAGCGCGGAGGGCGCAUCGCGGCGCGAGGCAGGCAGAGGCACGGCCUGGCCGCUGGAGGAGGCCGCGUGGUGGAGAUGCGGCGCGGGGCGGCGUGGUGGAAGCGCUGGGCGGCCGCGCGGAUGGAGCGAAGGAGGUGGUGCGGCACGGCGACGGGGGCUGGGGCCGGCGCACGGGGCCAUGUGCGAGCGGCAACGGCGCGGGCCGAUGCCGCGUCGCCCGUGCUGGCGGUUUCUGCCCGGCCGGGAGGAGGUGCGGUGGUGCGGCGUGCCGGGAGGAGGUGCGGUGGUGCGGUGUGGCGCCGGCGCGUUGCUGGGUCGCGAGGACGGCGGAGGGAGAUGGAGCUUCGGCAGCGAGCUUUGUGGAGCUGCGACAGUGGCGUCCCUGUGAUGGUACCAGCUUGAGGCGACGAACGCGUGCAGUGGGGUGCCGGCACUCCGGGCGAAAGCCCUCGCCAGAUUCAUUCUGGUGAAAUGGCGGCGGCGCCUCCGGCCGUCGCUCUCCCUGUUGUGGGCGUCAUUUUGGAGUUGCAACCCUCCUGCACGAGAUCUCUGGGUGAAAACCCGGUCCAGGUCCUGGACGAGCGACAGCGGCGCCUGUGGGCGUCGUGACCUCCUUGGAGGCGUCGUCUCUAGAGAUACCGUUCGGCGACUUGGCCGGCCUGUUGCUCGCGAUUUGCUUCGGCGGUGGUUACAAAUCUGUCGGAGGGCGUGCGGAGAAGGGGGUUGCCUACCUCACGCCAAGACGCCUGCUCUUCUGUUGGUGGUCGGGAGUCAUCACUCGGCUGUUGUUCGCCUGCUUGCAGCGUUCCGCGGCGCCUGGAACUGCGUGGCAGUCUCCACUGCGGUGCGGGACAACGUUUGAAGGACGACGCUAGCGGCAACGACAAUCAGUGACGACUUGGCCUGCAGCGGAUCGCGGCGGGGUGUUCAGCACAGCUGAACCCUUUCGGUGCGGUACAACGUCGGAAGACGGCGCGGGCGACAUCUUCGGUCUUCUGGCUCGAGGGCGGCGUCUUCGUGCGAGCGGGAAAACAACGUGAUGAUUUCGAACCACGGCGGUGGUCUGGCGGCUUGGUUCAGUUCCGGGGGGGUUGCCUCGACGGCAUUCCCUGAAACGAGUACGGAGCGUGGUGCCGUGUGGCGGGUUGGAGGUCCCCGCACACGAGAGAGGCGUGCUGAGUGGCGGAUUGGAGGUCCCCGCGCACGCGAGUGUGGCGUCCAAUGGCGGAAGUGGCGAGGCCCCCGCGCGUUGGGUUGCUCCGGACUUGGUAUUUUUCAUGCCGUCGGGCGGUCGGUUUGGGUGCAGCAGCACUGCGGCGUUGGGUCCUGCACGACAGUAGCCUCCUGGUGUGGUGGUGUCUGCCCCUUCUGCUCCUCUAUCAAUACUGGAACACUUCAGAUGUUUCGAUAGCCGCAAGAGUGCGAUGGUAGGUGGAAGCUGCAGUUGUGCAUUUUCUCCUCUGUCGUCGUUGUGAAUAGAGUUUGGCCGUGUUGAUGUCCCAAUUCAACCGGCCAGUGAGUAUAGUUGAGCGGUAACCCGUGUUGACGUCCCAAUUCAACCGGACGAGUUUGUUGUUUUCUUUUUUAUUUCUGUCUAUAGCCUCCCAAGUCCGUAGUCAAUAGAAAGGCACUCGUCAAGUGGCAUUCGUUAAAAAAAAAACAAUCCGAGUCCACUCCGAACUCUAAUUGGGCCGCGGGGACCACAAAACCAUCCCAAAAGGCCAAAAGCCCCGUCACGCGGACCCGCGACUUGUCCCCUCCCCACACGACGCCCGCCGCUCCUGCCCCGGCGGCUACUCUCCCCCCACGGCGCUCCGCCCGCUGCUCGCCGGCUUCCUUCCGCCAGCUCCAGUCCGCUCGCGAUGAAGAUCGCGGUGGAGGGAUGCAUGCACGGGGAGCUGGACAUCGUCUACGACACGCUUCGCAGGCUCGAGGAGGCCGAGGGGAUCAAGAUUGACCUCCUCCUCUGCUGUGGCGACUUCCAGGCUGUUAGGAAUACAGAUGAUUUACGGUGUGUUAAUGUCCCACUAAAGUAUCGUACCAUGAACUCAUUUUGGAAGUACUACUCAGGACAAGCAGUUGCUCCAUACCCAACCAUCUUUAUCGGUGGAAAUCAUGAAGCAUCCAAUUAUCUGUGGGAAUUGUACUAUGGAGGAUGGGCAGCACCUAACAUAUACUUUUUAGGGUUUUCUGGUGUUGUUAAGUUUGGAAACAUCCGAAUUGGUGGGCUGUCAGGAAUACAUAAGCAACACAAUUAUCACUCAGGACACUAUGAGAGGCCUCCAUACAAUGAACAGACUAUACGGUCUGUAUACCAUGUAAGGCAUUAUGAUGUUCUCAAGCUCAUGCAUUUGAAGGAGCCACUAGAUAUAUUCUUAUCACAUGAUUGGCCUCUGGGCAUUACCGAGUAUGGGAACUGGCAGAAGCUCAUUCGCGCGAAAAGGCACUUUGAAGAAGAGGUUAACAAUAGAACGCUAGGUAGCAAACCUGCAGCUGAAUUACUGAACAAACUAAAACCACCCUACUGGUUUUCAGCACAUUUGCAUUGCCGGUUCCCAGCUAUCAUCCAACAUGGAGAGAAUGGACCUACAACGAAGUUUCUUGCCCUUGAUAAGUGCCUUCCUGGGCGAAAUUUUUUGCAGGUUAUAGACAUUCCGUCCAAUCCUGGACCAUAUGAAAUCCAGUACGAUGAAGAAUGGCUUGCGAUAACAAGAAGAUUCAAUAUCAUUUUCCUCUUAACUCGAAGGCGAUUUACUAUUCGGGAUGAGCAGCUUGACACUCAAGAUGACCGAGAAUGGGUUCGGAACAAGUUGAAUACUAGAGGGGUUAAGCCAUUUGACUUUGUCCAGACUGCACCAUCUUUCAAUCCUUCCAAUCCAGUCUCCAAUUCCUCCAUUACAAGAAGUUGCAGGAAUCCACAAACUGAGUCUUUCCUCCAGCUUCUGGAACUCCCUUAUCUGCUGGACUCAUCUAAUUCUGAGGGUGUGUCUUCUGUUAAUGAGGUCGAUAGAACCGAGUCAAGCUCUCAGCCAGGAAACAUGCUUGAUGAUGAAGAUAUAGAACUACCGGAUGAAGAUGAAGGUGCCAUAGAUGAAUAGACGAUGAUGAGUGAAUGAGCCGGAGUAGUUGGACAAGUUCUGUUGCUCCAUCCCAGUUGCAGGUUUGCCUUGAGGGAUGGGUUUGUCUCUGUAGAGAGAGGAACUAAAAUGUACUAGAUUGUAGUGACAUAGCUGGUUGGUUAUGGGAGAAUGUCUGUGGACUCGUAGGCUAGCCCAAUGCAAACUUUCUUCGGUGUUGAAUUGUUGGUGUCCUUUAAAGUUCGAACUAUUCGGUGUCCGUCAAAGUUGGAACUACAUUCACACUGAUUGUUCAGCUAACUCACAAAACAUGUGUAUUUGGUGGAAAAUGUUAACCCAAAUGACAUCUUCUACUAGCAAAAUCGAGUUAAACUUCCUAAAA